AUGGUAGUAGCCCAGCGUUAUUACAUAGAACAUCCGAAUGAUAAAGAUGAACAGCGAAUACAAGCUCUGCUCACCGACUAUAUUCCUGAUUCGUAUCUACAGAAGGAAGAGGAUAUCAUUGUAUGGAUGAAGACCAUCAUAAGCAAAUUAAAAAGUCCAUAUUUUCAGGAAGCUAGGAUGGAUCCACUUAAGGUAAUGCUGGGCCGGAUUUCCAAAAAGGCAAACGUAGGCCAUGGGCUAAGGCUCAGUUUGGGGGGGGGGGGGUUGUCUUCUUCUUCUAUAUAUAAAGGGCCGACGAUCAAUUUAUUUAUCAUUUUGGCUCCAAUGCAUGUAGAGGGGAUUUGUCUAUUUUUCUGUGUGAACAUAUCAAUAAAAUUAAAUAUCACCCAUUUUUCGUACGUGGCUGACAAAAUCUACGGGCGGCUUAUUGACGCACUUCCUGUAAACAUACUGAACUUAAACUUAAAAUAUGCGCUUCUGACAUGUUAUAAGCGAUGUUCUGGUAGUGUUUCGUUUCUGCAUCAAUGUACUGGCAUCUUUGCAGCGGUUGGGGGUAUGAUAUUGCUAUUCUAACAGCUCCUGGCAGAUGCCAGGGCAGCCUUGAAGCUUGCGAUAGAUGUCAAAUGCAACACAGUGGCAUAGUCCAGGUUGUUCCAUGCUGUUAUUGUUCGUGGAAAUUGUUGAUACUUCCCUGUGUUGCACUGAGGCACUUUGAAACAUUUGCUAUUGUUUCGGGUGUAAUUGUUUAUGGGAAUGCCAGUUGUGAAAUCAGUGUUCAGUGAGCGUUUUGCUCUGAUCAGUCUAUAAAAUUGUUUGGGACACAAUUUAUUGUAGGUUUGUUGGAUUAUAGGCCAAUUAUUGCUUAUGUAUGUUUGAAUGCCCUUUGCAUUUUUGUUCAGACGUGCAAUAGUUAAUUUUGUUUUAGUUAAACAUAAGAGGCGUUUUUGUUACUAUUGAACGGGGGAAAAUUUUUAAAUAUAUUAUUAUUCUAUGUAUUUUUUAAAUAUUUUUUUAUGUCCAGGUGAAGAGAGACAUUGUAAGCUAUGCCAAGCACAAGUGGCCAUUACUGUUUUCAAGAUAUUAUGAAGUUUGCAAGCACUCUGGACCAACACUGCCGAAAAAUGAUGUCAUCAUCGCUGUCAACUGGACGGGAGUCUACGUUGUUGACGAGCAGGAACAAGUGUUAUUAGAGCUACCUUUCACUGAUAUUAAAACUGUCUCUAGUAACCGGUAAAGUCCCUUUGUUUUACUAAACAUUAUUAAUUAACUCGGUUUUUUUUUCGGUUUUAUUUUUUGUUGUUUGUGUGUGUGUGUGGGGGGGGGAGGGGUUCUUUUUAAAAAAAAAUAUAAAUAUUUAAAGAAAUAAAAUAUUUCUUGCUUUUAUAUUUUUUUUUAUAUAAACCGUUCAUCAAAACACUCAUCAUUAGCGUAUGUAUUAAAACAAUAAUGCGUAUUUCAAUCCUUAAGAAAUUGCAAGAUGGAUUUUGAAAGGUUCAAUCUAGACACCGUGAAAGGAGAGUACACAUUCACAACUCCA
Molecule: messenger RNA, 1537 nt
Organism: Lymnaea stagnalis (great pond snail)
Lineage: Eukaryota; Metazoa; Mollusca; Gastropoda; Lymnaeidae
Source: the annotation of a GenBank genome assembly